Diorhabda carinulata is the source of this 4823-nucleotide messenger RNA. RefSeq names its product m7GpppN-mRNA hydrolase (gene DCP2). The transcript has 5 exons. NCBI's taxonomy places the organism in Eukaryota, Metazoa, Arthropoda, Insecta, Coleoptera, Chrysomelidae. Gene Ontology annotation, molecular function: RNA binding; 5'-(N(7)-methylguanosine 5'-triphospho)-[mRNA] hydrolase activity; manganese ion binding. The coding region runs from base 409 to 1419 and encodes 336 amino acids. Gene Ontology annotation, biological process: deadenylation-dependent decapping of nuclear-transcribed mRNA; nuclear-transcribed mRNA catabolic process, nonsense-mediated decay. Gene Ontology annotation, cellular component: P-body; cytoplasm. The record is from RefSeq and is a predicted model, not a curated record.
AGUUAUUUCAUACCAUAUUAUGUCUAAACUUACGUCUACCGAAGCACAAUAAUGAAAACUAAUAAAUGUUGAUAAUGUUGCAUUUUUAAUCAAAACCAAUGGUAUAUGGUGUUGCCUUAGUUUCGUUGGACAAUUUUGACAAUUUUUUCCUAAUCACUUUUAUAUUGGAAGAGUGUUUUUUGGAAAGGAAUAUAAUUACAGUUAGCUUCUUGUAGGUAUUUUUGGUCGGGUGACCUCUUUGACAGCUGACAUAGUCUAUGUUUUUGUUCCAUAUCAUAACAAAGCAAAAUGUCGAUCAGGAAUGAAAAAAGCAAAAGGCAAAAACAUUUUCUUAUAUAUUACACGUAAUAUUUUAUAUAUUUUUUUUCGAGUUCUUGUUGAUGAUUUCAAGAUUGUGAUAAUAGUAUAAUGGGUGAAACAGAAAAUGUCGAGACGAGAACAGUAAAGCAUUCUAUUCCUAUUGAUAUUCUAAAUGACCUUUUAACGAGAUUUAUUAUUUGUGUGCCAGAAUCUGCGAAGCAGAAUUUAAUAAGAAUAUGUUUUCAAAUUGAGUUAGCUCAUUGGUUCUAUUUGGACUUUUAUGUUGGAAAUGAUAAUAGGUUAAAAGCAUGCAGUAUAUAUGAAUUUGCUGCACAUGUGUUUCAGCAUAUUCCCUACUUAAAAACCCAAAGUCAUAAGCUAAAUGAUAUCCUAGAAGAAUGGAAAGAGUAUAAACAAAGCGUACCAACGUAUGGGGCCAUAAUUCUGUCUGAAAAUUUAUCACACGUUCUUCUAGUCCAGAGUUAUUGGACAAAAUCCUCUUGGAGUUUUCCAAAAGGAAAAGUAAAUGAAGAGGAAGAUCCUGCCCAUUGUGCUAUUAGGGAAGUACUAGAAGAAACCGGUUUCGAUAUCAGCAAUCAUUUAAAUCCCGAAGAAUAUUUUGAAUCUACAAUAAAUGAUCAACUAGUUAGGUUAUACAUAAUAAAAAAUAUACCGAUGACAACAAAAUUCUGUCCGAAAACCAGAUGUGAAAUAAAGGCAUGCUCUUGGUUCGCCGUUACCGACUUACCGACCAGUAAAAAAGAUUCCACACCUAAGACAAAAAUAGGUGUAAAUGCUAAUGCAUUUUUUAUGGUUUUACCAUUUGUGAAAAGACUGAAACAAUUGUGUAAUCUUAAUGGUAGUACAAAUCAUCCCAGGCUUAGACAUAAGUCUGUAAGUUUGUGUGAAAACGAAUUGGUAUAUUCGAGACAUAGGACCAAAUCCAUGCAUAAUAAGUUAGAUGCAGAUGAUUUAAGGCAUAUCAAAAAACGUCAAGAGAAAAAACAUUCAAAGAAACAAUUGUUCUCGGAAGACGAUAAUUUCGAUUCGAACUUUUGUGCUCCCUCGUGGUUAAAUUUCAAAUUUGAUAAAAAUGCAAUCAUGGAAUGUAUGCCAUGAAAUUUUUUUUUGUGAAAUUUUUGAGUAUUAAAUGAUCUACCAUUUAAUAUAUAAUCUUGGGUUGUUCAUUUAAAUAAUUUUCAUUAUUUUUGUUGGUGUUGCUCAUUUUCAUAGUUUUAUUUUAUAAAAUUUAUUCAUUUUUUGGUAAAUUAUCUAUAUAUGUAUUUUGAAUGGUACAUCAUUUAUUCAACUUUGGAACAAAUAUUAUUUUAAAAGAAUAUCCGCUGCAAGAAUUUUUUCUGUAAUAAUUUGAAAUUUUGAAAAUUGUUAUUUAUUUUUGGUACAUUAACAUGUUGUAAUUAUUAUUGAACUAUAAAUUAAGGGGGUGUUCUGAUCUAGAAGCCUAAAUUUAAGGCAUUUUUGAAACUAACGUAAAAAAAUGAAAAACAUUUUUACUAUCCAUUUUUUUUAAAUAUUUAUUGACUGUAUAAGAGUAUAAAAAAAUUGUAAGAAAAAAACAAAAUUUCAAUGAAUUACAUGCCCGUUAAUUGGGGGCUAAAAAAACGGUGCACCCUGGUUGACAUGAUUCAAGCCCUUGUAGUGAUCUGAAACAAAAAAACCCACAAACUGGCGUUGACAUGAAAUAUAAAUUUUUUUGCGAAAAUUCUUUAUUCAAAAUUUGGAUCCAAAUCACUUGUAGAAAUCCUUUAUACUGAGUGUAGAUUUUCGUCAGUAAUUUGUGAUCGAUAUUUAUUUUCAUUAACAAUCAUUAACAAAAAAUACACUGCCGACAGAAAGUUUUCGUACAAGAUGAAAAUUUGUUAAAAGUAAAAUAAAUCAAAUUAGAACAAGUUUUAUUUGAAAAAUAUUAAAAGUCUUGUCUUUUUCAUUUUAUACUGCUACAUCUUCUUGUCAUCAAAGAAAUCCUGCCACUUGUUAACUACACUAACUAACUUUCCGAUCCAGUUCAUCCCACAAUAAUUCUAUUGGAUUUAGAUCCAAUUGUGGGGGCCAUUUCAUCAUUUCUAACACCACUAUCCUUUUUUUUAAUAGUUGAGACAAAGAUGCGUGUUUUGGGUCAUUAUCUUACUGAAACACAUACCCACGGCCAAUUAGGUGCAUCACUGAAGGGUUAGUAUGCGUUUUUAAUAUGUAAUGGGAACCAUUUCUGUCCACGUUUAAUUCUGUAGAGAUUCAGCAUAAGAAAAACACCCCACACUAUCAUGGAGCCACCUCCAUAUUUAAUAGUUGGAGUUAUAGCAUCUGGGUGCAUUUUUACUAAAUAUCCGCUUCGCUUUUGCCCAAAGGUUUCGAAUUGGACUUAUCAGUCCACAGGACUUAUUUCCAGUUUUCUACUGUUCAAUAUUUAUGUGCAAGGGUCCAUUUUAGUCUUUUUUUUUCUGUUUCCGCGCCGCAAGAGUGGUAUCUUUGUAGAAAUUCUGCCAUUUAGGUCUACUUUUUGUAAGCGUUUUUUUACUACACUUAUUUAAAUCUGUUUAUUGUGACUAUCAUUGAACCGCAUUUGAAUUUCCGGUGCUGUAAGCUUCCUAUUCAUUUUCGACAUGAAGAUUAGGGACUUAUCCUAAUUGAAUUUCAAUGUAAUGAGGGUAAAUGAUUUAGUAAUUUUUUAUUAAAAUAAAUUGAGUUUUAUCAUAAAUACUUUGACGUUUGAAAGCGAACUGGUCUUUCCCUUGUAGAUUUAUAUUUAGUUCAUUCAAAUAUUUUACAAUAUCUACUGAAAACGAAAAUCAGGAAAAUCAUGUAGUUUUUCUUUUAUCGACAAGAAUGAUACUAUUUCAUGAAGUAAAUAUUGAAACCUGUCCACAACUUUACCGAUGCUAAGCCAUCGCACUACGGUGUAAUAAAGAAUUUCGUAAAAAUCACUUUCAAUUUCUUACAAAAAUUCAACAAACUGUCGAUCGAUGAUUUAAAACACGUCCACGGAUAAAAUUCACAACUUUUGUCACAACAGUAUCAAAAUAAUAUAUCCCGUUCUGGCUACAACUCUUUUACUUUGUCGUUUUAUUAAACCGACAUUUGUCCUUGUUAAACUAAGACAGUCAUCCGUAGUGAUGCUUACUAUUUUAUUCCAAAUUAAAUUUACUUUAACUAAACACUAUUCAACAGCGAUAAAGAAGUCGUCGCGGUAGUUGUACCUUUAAUUGGAUGUACACUAAGAAAUUCCUCGCUUAUUUCACAUUUCUUGUUAGUGCCUCGGAUAAAUGUUGAUAACUUACUUGUGUCAGUAAUAUUGCAGAGAACAAUAUGUAAAAUGAGUAAUUUUUGAUCAUAGCUGGUCAAGUAAAUUUUCCGCAUAUAUUUCGAUCCGGUCUUUUUGGGAAGGCUCAUAUUUUCAAAAAUAUGUUACUUUCAAGGACAACAUAUUUCCCAUACUUGUAUCAUGCAUUGUUUAACAAAUCCUGCUUCGGUAAAAGGUUUGCAGAACUUAGCAAUUUUAUGUGCAACAGAAUAACUUCCUUUAGUUGUAGAUUUCUCAAUGUUACUUUGUUUGAUAAACACAUGUUGUUGCUUAAUCAAGAUUUCUAUUAUUUUUUUUUCUGCUACACUUCGAAGUUUUUUUAAAGAUAGUGAGAUGCAUAUUUUGGAUGUUUUGAUUCAAAAUGCAUGUUUAAAUUGUAUACCUAGAAAACAGCAAUUGAUUCCUGGUAAACGAAACAAAUUACUUUCUUAUCAAUGUUUGUAAAAAGGUAUUUUACCGUUCAUGCUUCAUUGAAACUUCUGCAUUUCAAAUAAGUGUAUGAGAGAAUUUUUAACGGGUCGGACAAAGUAAGCAUAAGCGUCGGAUUAGGCUCUCUUCCAACCCUGUUCUUAAGGAUCUAAACUUUAAAAGAAUGCAAAAAAUAGCUUUUUUCAAAUUCCUAAACCAGAAUACACCCUUAAUAGAUUUAAAAAUACUAGUCUAGUAGGUUCAUUAGAUGUUGUAUAUGUUGUAGAAUUUCAAUUUUCUUUGCCAAUUUUGUUGUGAGAUUUUUAAAAUUAUUUUAUAUCCUCUUAAAGGAAUGACCGAACACGUUACCAAAUAACCAAUUAUGCGAUGCUCAAUAAUUGCCAAUUAAUCAAACAAUACUAAUUACGUGCAAAUAAUUUCUUCUGAUUAUACUACAAAUUUUAUUCAGUAAAACGACACCCGAAUAGGUAGAUGAUUUUUUUUUCAUCGGUUCAUUAAUUAAGAAAAAUAAUUUCAUUAUACUUGAUUUAUUUCACAAAAAUAAAGAUUUAUAUGAAUAAUAAUUAUAUUGUGGAAAAAAAUUUAUAUUGAAUUUAUGUGAAGCAAACUUUUUUCUUUGUUGGUUUUGAAAUACUAAAGCAAAAUGAUACUCAACCUUGGCAUUACAAAAAAAAUACAGUACAUGUUUAAAAUCAUAUAUUCAAUUAUAAACGAUUGUAUCAGUAGGUACUGUCAAAUGCCAAAUUAAAUUAAUAAUAAACUCGUAAGUACUGAA